Messenger RNA from Hypomesus transpacificus, 1894 nucleotides. RefSeq names its product alpha-synuclein-like. The coding region runs from base 259 to 633 and encodes 124 amino acids. Gene Ontology annotation, biological process: synaptic vesicle endocytosis; synapse organization; chemical synaptic transmission. NCBI's taxonomy places the organism in Eukaryota, Metazoa, Chordata, Actinopteri, Osmeriformes, Osmeridae. The record is from RefSeq and is a predicted model, not a curated record. The transcript is spliced from 6 exons. Gene Ontology annotation, molecular function: cuprous ion binding. Gene Ontology annotation, cellular component: axon terminus; cytoplasm; neuronal cell body.
CAGCAUCAGCACCACGGGAUCACGCGCGCUCGAUCACUCCCACAGCCUCCGGGGAGAAGAGCGGCUUAUCCGUUUCAAACCUGUUGAGCUUACUCUGAAACUGUUUGAAAAGCAGACGGUAGAUUUUGAUCGUGUCUCCGUAUACGGCGACGUUGUCUAAAACAGAACAUAACCUUCGAGCGAAAGAAGUUCGAGUCUACAAGUGACCAACUGGCAGGUACGUGAAUCCACAGCUGUUCAACAUAAUUUUGGACCAAUAUGGACGCGUUAAUGAAGGGGUUCUCGAAAGCCAAGGACGGGGUUGUGGCGGCGGCGGAGAUGACGAAGCAAGGGGUGACUGGAGCCGCUGAGAUGACAAAGGACGGUGUCAUCUUCGUCGGCACUAAAACCAAGGAUGGAGUGACAACAGUUGCAGGGAAGACUGUGUCUGGUGUGUCUCAGGUGGGCGGGGCUGUGGUAACCGGGGUAACAGCUGUGGCCCAUAAAACUGUGGAGGGGGCGGGGAACAUUGCCGCUGCGACCGGAUUGGUCAAAAAAGACCCGGCUAAACAGGAGGAGGAUGCUGGUGUGGAGAGUCCAGGGGAGCUGGCUGUGGCUGACAGUGGAGCCACUGUCCCAGAGGAGUCUGACUAGAGCUGACUGCCGGUCCAGAGAUGAACGGCUGACAUGUUCCAUGUCGCUCUGCCAAGUCCUGUCGUGCCUCGCUGUGGUCCUCUAUGGAGUCUGUACCCUGUGUCUGUGUGUGUGUGAGUGAGUGAGUGAGUGAGUGAGUGAGUGAGUGAGUGAGUGAGUGGGUGUCUCUGUGUGUGAGCAUGUGUGUAUGUCUGUGUGUGUUUGUGAGUCUAGUUUUGUGUGUCUCUCUCUCGCUCCGUCUCAAGGUCAAUAGUCAACAGUGAUGUCCCCCAACUGGGUCAGAUAGUAUUCCACUUGAUCUGUGUUUGACUGAGCUUUCCUGACACAAUGCAACCAAUCGACUGUCACUACUAUCCUCAUCCCUAGGCAGUCUCAAUCAAACACUCCUAAGGAUUGGAGGUUUCCUCUAGCAAUACUACCUGGCCCAGGUGUUCUAGGUCUCAAGAGCGCCCCCUGCAGACUGAGGUGCUAAGUGUGUGUGUGUGUGUGUCCCAACGAUCAGAGGGAACUAUCUGAGCUCAACCUAAUCUCCUACUUGGGAUCAAUGACGUCAAUACUACUACUACUGCUACUACUACUCAGAAGCCUAAACUGCCACAAGCACAAACUUGCUCCAUUAAAACGUAUGAACAAUUUGCUUUCUAGAUUUGAGAAAGGUAAGUAAAGGAAAAAUGACUUCCUGUCAGGGUUAUGUAUACUGUAUACUUUAUCGACAGGCCCCUCUUCAGACCAAUCAUAAUGUUGCAACCAUUCACUGUGUUCUAACCGAUCACAAUGAUGGUGAUUAAAUUGGUGGUGACCUAUCUUGACAAGAUAAACAAUCACCCACAAAGGCAGAAACUUCAAACAGAAACUUCAAACACCAGUUGAUUAUUUAAUGGGACAAGCUUGUGUUGAUGGUAGACUAGGGUUGAUGGUGAUGUCUAUUCAUGAGACAAGGGAAACGUGUGUCAAUGUCAAAAAGUACAUAGAAAUAUACUACAUCAAUGAUUACCUACUAAACCACCUAAGUGUCUAGUAUCCAUUUGAAAAUGAGAAAUAUAAACAAACUAUUUUUGUGUGUGAAGUGUCACUGUUUUAAUGGUGCUGAGGCAUUUGUGAAAUGUAUCAAGUUUAUUUGAAUAAAGUGUAUUUUUCUGAUCCUACAGUGCAGAGUAAAAUAGUGGAUGGAAAACACAAGCAUGAAACCAAAUGAUUGUGAUGAAUACUGUAUCGAUUUAUUUACCGUUUGUUAAAUGUUAAAUAAAGUACAAACUCAAAA